AUGUCACAGGGCCCAGGGGACGAUCCGCCAGAACCGCAAACCCACAGGAGGGGCCGCCGCCCCGACCUUUCGGGCACUUUUAGAUUCCCACGACUCUUUGCGGGCGGUGAAAGUCGAAAGAUCCAUAUCGCAUACCUCCCUGGAAAACUCUGCAUCAUCUUCCUACCUCCGCUCUCCUUGAAAUCUAGACGGUUUUGUGUUCCCAAUCCCGUCUCUUCUUCACCUGAUCCCGCACCACCCGGUCGACGACGUCCACCAUGUUCAACUGGGCCAAACAACAGUGAGCAGAGACUGCGCUAUGAUGUUUACCCACCACAGACCCGUACUGACCAAGAGCUCGCCAGGCUGGCCAACGUGGCCGGCACCCAGGAGCCCAUAUAUGGCCCGUCGGCAAUCAAGUCGGUUGCUGAAGAGGCCAAGUCGACUCCGUACACGGAACUCACUCGCGCCGACCUCAAAUGGCAGGCUAUGGACUCGACCUGCGUCGAGACGCAGAGCUUUUACAUCACGACGGAGAGUGGCUACGCUGUGCUUGCACAGGUCAUCUAUAGCAAUGUGGCCGGCAUUCGCACGACAUGCCAGUUCAACUGCAAGGUCUUCUACCUCGACGGCUCCCAGCCCCACCUCUGGUGCUCGACACCGCUUCACCAGCACGAAUUCAGCGAGGACAUGACGUCGUUCUAUGCUACCGACUGCGCAGUGGAGCUCUCCGAGGACGGCUCCUUCUAUACGAUCAAGUCCCUGAACGACGAGAGGGCCAUUGUCAACCUCAAGGUCACCCGCUCAGCUCCCGGCUUCCACGCCGGCAAGACCGGUAAGACCCUCUUCGGAACCGACCUUGAGAACCCGUGGGGAUCCAUGCGCCAUGCCUUCUGGCCGCGAUGCGCUGCCGAGGGCACCGUCACCACCAAGGAGGGCCCUAUCGACCUGAAGGGCAGGGCCUUCUUCGUCCACGCCCUGCAGGGCAUGAAGCCCCACCACGCUGCCGCGAGGUGGAACUUUGUCGACUUCCAGGGCCCGACUUACUCGGCAAUCAUGAUGGAGUACACGACGCCGCCGUCCUACGGCUCCACGGUCGUGUCUGUCGGCGGUCUCGCCAAGGAUGGCCAGCUCAUCACUGCCGGAGUUCUGCACAAGGCCGAGCACACCAAGGCCAAGGAGGACAGCGAGAACGACUGGAAGGAGCCCGAGGAGGUCAAGUACUCGUGGUCUGGGACCACCAGCGACGGGAAAGCGGUGGAGGCUCGCCUGGAGGGGUCGCUGGAGGAGCGGUUGGACCGCGUCGACGUCAUGGCCGAGGUCCCCGGCUUCGUCAAGAAGAUCGUGGCCGGCGCCGCUGGUACUAAGCCGUACAUCUACCAGUACUUCCCUCGCAGCAAGAAGCUCACCCUGAAGCUGACGAUCGGCGACGAGACCGAGAUCUCAGAGGAGGGCGAUCUCUUUGCCGAGGCGACCUUCAUCUCGGAAUAG
Molecule: messenger RNA, 1470 nt
Organism: Thyridium curvatum
Lineage: Eukaryota; Fungi; Ascomycota; Sordariomycetes; Thyridiales; Thyridiaceae
Exons: 3
Coding region: 1-1470 (489 amino acids)
Biological process (GO): response to oxidative stress
Cellular component (GO): cytoplasm
Source: RefSeq, a predicted model, not a curated record